This is a messenger RNA of Canariomyces notabilis, 2184 nucleotides long. Its product is annotated as MFS general substrate transporter. The transcript is spliced from 4 exons. Gene Ontology annotation, biological process: pantothenate import across plasma membrane. Lineage: Eukaryota; Fungi; Ascomycota; Sordariomycetes; Sordariales; Chaetomiaceae. Gene Ontology annotation, cellular component: plasma membrane. Gene Ontology annotation, molecular function: pantothenate transmembrane transporter activity. The record is from RefSeq and is a predicted model, not a curated record. The coding region runs from base 494 to 2086 and encodes 530 amino acids.
GAUGCAUCCUUGCGAGGUUCAAAGUUCCAAGCUUACAAACACACAGGUCUUAUCCUGCUCACUACUGUAUUCCAUUACGCCGUAACUAGCGCAGAUCCAUCCCCCGAUAACCCUGUUGCAUAUCGGAUGGAAUUUGAUCGCCGAUCUGAUUACCUCGACCUUCCUCGACGUCAUCCGUGGCUCCUGGUUCACGGGAUACUUUGACGCCUGCUUACACCUGUUGGGCGUCCUUGACGUUGGUCUCUCAAGUGCUCAGACUUAUUUCAGUUUUCCUUAGUGUAUGUAUUGUGUAUCGCACAAGCACUGAUUCACCGAUUCACUAAAACUAAAAGAGGUUUUCAAGUUUGAAGAAUAAGUGACAGGCUGGCAGAAAACCAGUGAAGUACAAGUACCUGAAUACCUACGGUAUCGGCCCGUAUUAGCCGUCUUUUGAGGGUCUGCUCCGGAGUCUAGCUCUCGGAAACCACGUGGACCGUAAGUUAGACCCGGCGAGAUGACCGUGGCUGUGGCCCGGUCUUCGGUUUGGGACUACUUUCGCUCAGCAACACGAUACCAUCAUCCAGGCGAGCGAAAGCUCGUUCUCAAGAUUGACUUUUUCAUCUUGACCUUCUGCUGUCUGAGCUACUUCCUCAACUACCUUGACCGAACAAACCUCGCAAAUGCCUAUGUCUCGGGCAUGAAGGAGGAUCUCAACUUUCAGGGAGACCAGCUAACCCAGAUCAACACCUGUUUCACCGUUGGUUAUGUCCUCGGCCAGAUCCCCUCCAACCUCAGCCUGCAUUACAUCAAGCCGCGCUACUUCUUCCCAGCCAUGAUGGUCGUGUGGGCGGGGCUGACCAUGGUAACGGCCUCAACGCAAUCACCCCAAGCCAUCAUGGCGAUCCGCUUCUUCCAGGGCAUCGCCGAGGCCACCACCUUUGUCGGCACGCACUACGUGCUCGGGUCGUGGUACACGGAGCGCGAGCUGGGCAAGCGCAGCGGCAUCUUCACGGCAUCCGGGCUUGCGGGCACCAUGAUCGGCGGGUUCAUCCAGAGCGGCAUCUACUCGAGCAUGCACGGCCGCCACGGCCUGAGCGGCUGGCGCUGGCUGUUCCUUGUUGACGGCAUCAUCACCUUGCCUGUCGCGCUCUACGGGUUUUUGCUCUUUCCGGACACCCCGGCCACGACAACCGCGUUCUACCUGACCGCGUCUGAGCGCGCGCUGGCUGUGUCCCGUCUUCAGGUGGCCCGGGAUACGCCCAGUCCGGAGGACGACGGUGCCAGUCCAUCAUCUUCCAAGAGGACUCGGAGGAGGAGUCCGAAAUCACCACUAACCCUAUCCUUCGCCAAAAAGGUCCUGACCUCGUACGAAUGGUGGGGCUUCGUAAUCCUAUGGAUCAUCGCCGGCGAGACCGAGUCCUUCUCCUCCAACUCCCUGCUGGCGCUGUACAUGAAGAGCCACCCGUCCGGCCACAAAUACACAGUGGCGCAGCUCAACAACUACCCGACGGGCGUGCCCGCGGUGGGGAUCGUGUCGACGCUGUUUUGGGCCGCGAUGACCGACCUCCUCGGCGGCAAGCGCUAUCUCGUGGGCUACUUCAUCGGCAUUACGGGGGUGGUCACGAGCGCUAUGAUCCUGGCUGCGCAGGCUGGGGCUACAGGAGACCCCGGCGGCGCGCGGGCCACGGCGCUUGUGUUUGGCGCGUAUUACUGGGCGGGUGCCGUCUACGCGUGCCAGGCGACUUUCUUCGCGUGGGCGAAUGAUGCCAUGAGACGUGGGGAUCCUGUGUUUCGGUCGGUUGUGCUGGCGGGUAUGAAUCUGGGGAGUAACGCGGUGAAUGCCUGGUGGAGCAUUGUGUUUUAUGGUGCGUCGAUGGCGCCUUGGUUUACAAGAGGAAUGUACGCCAUGAUUGCCACCUCGGUUGCUUUGGCUGUGUGGACAGCCGGUCUGUCGUACAUGACAUCCAGGGCCGCAAGACUGGAGCUUGAACACGCUGCAAAUAGGGCUGGCCCGUCCGGCGAAGAACUGGGCCAGGAAAAGGAGUCGAUCCAGGUACCACAACCAUUCCGCUGCAUUCCUUACAAUCCGCUGACAUUGCUAAACUAGUGAAAUGGUCAUGCAUCAUACAAGUAGCGUCUUCAACACGACUUAGACGUCAUUUUCCUCCCCGUUAAGUCUAGGCAUCAACACCCAGCAGACUCUCG